UGGGGCAGUUCUGCUCUGUCCUAUAUAGUGUCAGUAUGAGUUAGAAUCAACUGGACAACAGCAGGUUUUGGUGUGCUUCACACUGAUAUGUUGUUGAGAACCUUAGGUCAACUGCUAGUAAGUAGCAGAUCUGUGAUCUAACUGAGGUAACUGGCGUCAAAUCUGACUCCCAAGCCCGUGUUCUCUCUACCACUUUGGAAGGGUGAAGGUGGCAUGAUGUGCUCCAGAAUGGCGCCCUAUCUGCCGCCUUCACUGUGAAAAUACUGCCCUGAGCCAUUUUCUACAGUCCUUAAGGAUGCUGCCUCUCAGAGCCUUUCGCACAGAUGCCAGAAAAAUCCACACUGCCCCUGCCCGAGCCUUGUACCUGCUGCGCCCCCUGCCCAUUCUGUUGGCAACAGGCGGCGGGUAUGCGGGGUACCGGCAGUAUGCAAAGUACAGGGAGCGAGAGCUGGAGAAGCUGGGAUUGGAGAUACCACUCAAACUUGCUGGUCCCUGGGAGGUGACCCUGUACAAGUCCGUGCCGACCCGCUUGCUGUCACGGGCCUGGGGCCGCCUCAACCAGGUGGAGCUGCCGCAUUGGCUGCGCAGGCCCGUCUACAGCCUGUACAUCUGGACCUUCGGGGUGAACAUGAAGGAGGCUGCCGUGGAGGACCUGCACCACUACCGAAACCUCAGCGAGUUCUUCCGGCGCAAGCUGAAGCCGCAGGCCCGGCCUGUGUGCAGCCUGCACAGUGUGAUCAGCCCGUCAGAUGGGAAGAUCCUCAACUUUGGGCAGGUGAAGAACUGUGAGGUGGAGCAGGUAAAGGGGGUCACCUACUCCCUGGAGUCAUUCCUGGGCCCACGCACCUCCACGGAGGACCUGCCCUUCCCACCAGCCACCUCCUGCCGCUCCUUCAAGAGCCAGCUGGUCACCAGGGAAGGGAACGAGCUCUACCACUGUGUCAUCUACCUGGCCCCCGGCGACUACCACUGCUUCCACUCCCCCACUGACUGGACUGUUUCCCACCGGCGCCACUUCCCAGGCUCCCUGAUGUCAGUGAACCCCGGCAUGGCCCGCUGGAUCAAGGAGCUCUUCUGCCACAAUGAGCGGGUGGUCCUGACCGGGGACUGGAAACAUGGCUUCUUCUCACUGACUGCCGUGGGAGCCACCAACGUGGGUUCCAUCCGCAUUUACUUUGACCGGGACCUGCACACAAACAGCCCGCGGUACAGCAAAGGCUCCUACAACGACUUCAGCUUCGUGACGCACACCAACAAGGAGGGCGUCCCCAUGCGCAAGGGCGAGCACCUGGGUGAAUUCAACCUGGGCUCCACCAUCGUGCUCAUCUUUGAGGCCCCCAAGGACUUCAACUUCGAGCUGAAAGCAGGACAGAAGAUUCGUUUUGGGGAGGCUCUGGGCUCCCUUUAGAUCCCGUCCUGGCUGUGGCUGCUGAGGAAUUGUUUCCAAAGGGAGAGAAAUGCGAGGGUAUAUUAGACAGGAAACCCCACAAGGCGUCCAGGUGAGGGGCUGUCUCUGGGCCGUGUGGAGUCGGGCCGGGUAGGACCCAAUGACGGUUGCCAUCUGCCCCAGAGAUGGGGACGACAAGAGGGUUUCACCCUCACAGCGGGGAGAGUAGAGCCCCUGGUUGUGCCCACUACCUGUUGUCCCUUCCUCUCCACAAAAAGAAAAAAGCACAGGCAGGGAUGAUCUCAAAUGAGACACUUUGGCUCAUUAACGUGUCAUAUAAACUGGAGCUACCUCUCCUGGCUGAGCGUUCAGGUGGUCUUUUUUGUUUUUAGAUGGUAAAUGGCAAGAGUCUUGCUGCUCCUCUCCAACCUGGCCAUUUCCUGUUGGCCCCGUUGCUUUCUGGCACCGCCCCCCACCCCUACCCCCUGCCUGCCUCUUGCACAGGGUGAGGUGCUCUCAGCACUGACUGUGGACCCACACUGUCCCCAAGUUCUCCUCACCCUGCCCAGUGGAAAAAGCUAAAUCUUCCUUCUUUGCACUGUGACUAAACUCAUCACCACGGACUCUUUUUUUUGCCAAUGUCGUCUGAGGAUGGUGACACCAGCAGACUGUUGCUGCAGUGACAUGGUCCUUUGCAGGCCCAAUGGGCAGCCUUCCAAAACUUGCCUGCUGGGUAAGGGGGACAAGACCAGUAACUGGGUGUAUCCGAAUGGUGUUUGAGUGGAGGCCCAGCUGGGGCAACUCCUGGGACAGUAGAGAGCUUGUCCUUGUGUCCACCCCCAUUGUCCAGGCCUGCAUGAAAUAAAGGGAAGUUCCUGCUAUUGAUUUCAAGGGGCUUGUGAUGGAGGAAGAGGGGCCUCAGUGUGUGUGGGAGUCAGUACCUAGAAAACCUUGUCCCCAGCUAACAGGUACGCAGUCCUUGGGGAGCCACUGGGUUUCAUGUUGAUCCUGGGGACGCUGUCAAUUUCUCCUGCAGGAGAAGUCACUGAACUUUUUCAACUGUAUCAGUAGCACAGUAUUUUUGUAUGAAAAGUGGGAGACUUCUGAACAGUAAAUUCAUUUAAUUGCUAACAUUUUGAAAUAAAGUAAAAAAAACCUUAUGUCAGCAUUGUG
Molecule: messenger RNA, 2560 nt
Organism: Trichechus manatus latirostris (Florida manatee)
Lineage: Eukaryota; Metazoa; Chordata; Mammalia; Sirenia; Trichechidae
Gene: PISD
Product: phosphatidylserine decarboxylase
Exons: 8
Coding region: 296-1408 (370 amino acids)
Biological process (GO): phosphatidylethanolamine biosynthetic process
Cellular component (GO): mitochondrion
Molecular function (GO): phosphatidylserine decarboxylase activity
Source: RefSeq, a predicted model, not a curated record